Molecule: messenger RNA, 1148 nt
Organism: Girardinichthys multiradiatus
Lineage: Eukaryota; Metazoa; Chordata; Actinopteri; Cyprinodontiformes; Goodeidae
Product: sialomucin core protein 24-like
Exons: 4
Coding region: 279-1013 (244 amino acids)
Source: RefSeq, a predicted model, not a curated record
UCUAUGUAUUAAUGGUUAUAAAAUGUAUUUUAGCUGAGGGGUAGAGCUUGAGCUUUGGACUGGCUGUAACCAACCCCUUGUCUCCUUGGAAACAAACAAAAGAGGAAGUUUACAAAGAACUGCCCUGCCCACUUUAACCUGACUCUGUGCCAGAUAAUCUGUCUUUUAGCUGUUCCGGGAAGAGAGCUAAGAGUCAGGCUUGUAGAAGCAGACUCAGAACCAAGGAACUGAAUAAAGUUUGUUUUCGCUCAUUCUUACAAAACAAGGAUUUAAGAGCUAUGGAAACAAUCUUGGCACGCCUGAUUUGCUACCUCCUGGUACUUUCUUUUGAAGUGGCACACGUAGAAAACCAGAACGUGACAACAUCUCCAGCAAAUCCUGGCUCAAACCUGACAGAAUUCACGACAACAUCAACUUUAUCCAACUCCACUGGAGCUCCAACUACUUUCUCAAACUCAACCGAGGACGCAGCCAAAUAUACCAGCACAAAGCAGAAAAAUGAAACCUUCACUACUACAGCGGCUGCAACUGAAAAGACAAGCCAACAUCAAACUUCUCAGUCAGCUAGCUCGUCUUCACCUACACCAACCAUGAAAUAUUCCACGCUUACAAUAACCACACAAACUAUCCAGACUACAACACAUGUCAUUAGUACAUCUGAUACACCAGUGAACUCAUCCAUAAAUUCAUCUCCCACCAUCACAUCUGCAUAUUCAGUUAACACCACAGAGGGUUUGAGGCUUAACAUUCCUGAGAGGAAUAUGACAAUAAUAUUCAGCGGUAUGCUUGGACUCCUUGCUGUGGCAGUAGUUAUGAUCAUGUUUUACAAAUGCAAACAUAAAAUUCAGUACUUGCAUCAACCUCUUACCACCACAGAUGACACAGAUGGAUUUGUAGCUGAUGAUGACACCCUUGUUAUUUCCGGAGGACUUUAUGAUGACCAUCCAAUCUACGAUAACGUACCACCCCCUCCCGCAGAGCAGUCACAAUUUCACCUUGAAUUCCUUCGAUAAAGAGAAAUCUCUUUUCUUAAUCAAAGUGCCAUUCAUUCAUUGAAGACUCGCUGACAUAGACAAACAAGAGGAAAUGAUAAAGAAAAUAAUAAUGAAUAACAAUGGAUGAUCUAAUAAACUAAAUACUUUUUUUUA